This is a messenger RNA of Carlito syrichta (Philippine tarsier), 2598 nucleotides long. RefSeq names its product vav guanine nucleotide exchange factor 2 (gene VAV2). The transcript has 29 exons. Gene Ontology annotation, biological process: cell migration; regulation of GTPase activity; intracellular signal transduction. The annotation marks the transcript as partial. The record is from RefSeq and is a predicted model, not a curated record. Gene Ontology annotation, cellular component: cytoplasm. Gene Ontology annotation, molecular function: guanyl-nucleotide exchange factor activity; protein binding. Lineage: Eukaryota; Metazoa; Chordata; Mammalia; Primates; Tarsiidae.
UUCCUGUGUCUGAAGAACAUACGCACCUUCCUGAAAGUCUGCCACGACAAAUUUGGAUUAAGAAACAGCGAGUUGUUCGACCCCUUCGACCUCUUCGAUGUCCGAGACUUCGGAAAGGUCAUCUCUGCAGUGUCCCGGCUGUCCCUACACAGCAUCGCGCAGAACAAAGGCAUCAGGCCUUUUCCCUCGGAGGAGACCACAGAAAAUGACGAUGACGUCUAUCGCAGCCUGGAGGAGUUGGCCGACGAGCAUGACCUUGGCGAAGACAUCUAUGACUGCGUCCCCUGUGAGGAUGGAGGUGACGACAUUUACGAGGACAUCAUCAAGGUGGAAGUCCAGCAGCCCAUGAUUAGAUACCUACAGAAAAUGGGCAUGACUGUGGAUGACAAGAGGAACUGCUGCCUGCUGGAGAUCCAGGAGACUGAGGCCAAGUACUACCGGACCCUGGAAGACAUCGAGAAGAACUACAUGGGACCCCUGCGGCUGGUCCUGAGCCCGGCAGACAUGGCGGCCGUCUUCAUCAACCUGGAGGACCUGAUCAAGGUGCAUCACAGCUUCCUGCGAGCCAUUGACGUGUCCAUGAUGGUGGGAGGCAGCACGCUGGCCAAGGUCUUCCUCGAUUUCAAGGAAAGGCUCCUGAUCUACGGAGAGUAUUGCAGCCACAUGGAACACGCCCAGAACACACUGAACCAGCUCCUGGCCAGCCGAGAGGACUUCAGGCAGAAGGUGGAGGAGUGCACGCUGAAGGUCCAGGAUGGAAAGUUCAAGCUGCAGGACCUGCUGGUGGUGCCCAUGCAGAGGGUGCUCAAAUACCACCUCCUCCUCAAGGAACUCCUGAGCCAUUCUACAGACCGGCCUGAGAGGCAGCAGCUCAAAGAAGCACUGGAAGCCAUGCAGGACUUGGCAAUGUACAUCAACGAAGUCAAACGGGACAAGGAGACCUUAAAGAAAAUCAGCGAAUUUCAGAGUUCUAUAGAAAACUUGCAAGUGAAGCUGGAGGAAUUCGGACGGCCCAAGAUCGACGGUGAACUCAAAGUCCGGUCCAUCGUCAAUCACACCAAGCAGGACAGGUACUUGUUCCUGUUUGACAAGGUGGUCAUCGUCUGCAAGAGGAAAGGCUACAGCUACGAGCUGAAGGAGAUCAUUGAGCUGCUGUUCCACAAGAUGACGGACGACCCCAUGAACAACAAAGACAUCAAGAAGUCUCAUGGGAAAACGUGGUCCUACGGCUUCUACCUGAUUCACCUCCAAGGGAAGCAGGGCUUCCAGUUUUUCUGCAAGACGGAAGACAUGAAGAGGAAGUGGAUGGAGCAGUUUGAGAUGGCCAUGUCUAAUAUCAAGCCCGACAAGGCCAACGCCAACCACCACAGCUUCCAGAUGUACACCUUCGACAAGACUACCAACUGCAAGGCCUGCAAAAUGUUCCUCCGGGGCACCUUCUACCAGGGCUACCUGUGCACCAAGUGCGGCAUCGGGGCCCACAAGGAGUGCCUGGAGGUGAUGCCUCCCUGCAAGAUCAGUUCUCCUGCAGAUCCGGAUGCCUCUGGAGCCGGAGCGGGUCCCAAGAUGGUGGCUGUGCAGAAUUACCACGGCAACCCAGCUCCUCCCGGGAAGCCCGUGCUGACCUUCCAGACGGGGGAUGUGAUCGAGCUGCUGAGAGGCGACCCCGAGGCUCAGUGGUGGGAGGGUCGACUGGUGCAAACCAGGAAGUCGGGGUAUUUUCCCAGCUCAUCUGUGAAGCCCUGCCCUGUGGACGGAAGGCCGCCCGUCAGCCGGCCGCCAUCCCGGGACAUCGACUACACCGCGUACCCCUGGUUUGCUGGCAACAUGGAGAGACAGCAGACAGACAACCUGCUCAAGUCCCACGCCAGUGGGACCUACCUGAUUAGGGAGCGGCCGGCUGAGGCUGAGCGCUUUGCCAUUAGUAUCAAGUUCAACGACGAGGUGAAGCACAUCAAGGUGGUGGAGAAGGACAAUUGGAUCCACAUCACGGAGGCAAAGAAAUUCGACAGCCUGUUGGAGCUGGUGGAAUACUACCAGUGCCACUCGCUCAAGGAGAGCUUCAAGCAGCUGGACACCACGCUCAAGUACCCCUACAAGUCUCGGGAGCGCUCGGUCUCCAGGGCCUCUACCCGGUCCCCAGCUUCCUGUGCUUCCUGCAACUUUUCUUUCCUCAGCCCUCAGGGCCUCAGCUUUGCCUCCCCAGGCCCCUCUGCUCCCUUCUGGCCAGUGUUCACGCCACGCGUCAUCGGCACGGCGGUGGCCAGGUACAACUUUGCCGCCCGGGACAUGCGGGAGCUCUCGCUGCGGGAAGGCGACGUGGUGAGGAUUUUCAGCCGCAUCGGCGGGGACCAGGGCUGGUGGAAGGGCGAGACCAACGGACGGAUCGGCUGGUUUCCUUCAACGUACGUGGAAGAGGAAGGCGUCCAGUGACGGCGGGAACACGGCGGGACCUCAGACCUUCCCCGGAGAGUCGCUGCAGCUCUGAAGUCUGUCUCUGGCUCCUGCAUGCCUCAGAGGGGACGUGCUCACCAACCUUCCGGUCUUCCACAGCCUGCAGGGAUGGGGAGGGUGUUCAGGAUCCCGGACACGCAGCGU